This is a messenger RNA of Notechis scutatus (mainland tiger snake), 923 nucleotides long. The record is from RefSeq and is a predicted model, not a curated record. NCBI's taxonomy places the organism in Eukaryota, Metazoa, Chordata, Lepidosauria, Squamata, Elapidae.
GUUUCUUGCAAGCCGGGCGAGGGGGGCGUCGGAGCCGCCGCCAGGAGAUGUUGCCGCCGCCCCCGCUGCCCCUCCGCUCCCAGCACUCGUGCGCGGCUUCCAGCUAACCUCGUCGCGGGGACUGGCGGGGAGCAUUCCCACCAACACGCGUGUUCCCGGCACAGGGGUCGUCGUCUCCCGGCUGAUAAAAUGCAUGUGUCAUUAGCUGAAGCCCUGGAAGUUCGGGGUGGACCACUACAGGAAGAAGAAAUAUGGGCUGUGCUGAAUCAAAGUGCUGAAAGCCUUCAAGAGUUACUCCGAAAAGCUGAUCCAACUGCUCUGGGCUUUCUCAUAUCUCCAUGGUCUCUUCUGCUGCUUCCAUCUGGCAGCGUAUCGUUUACGGAUAAAAAUGUUUCUAAUCAGGAUCUGCAAGCCUUUACCGAACCAGGAGCUCUCCAAAAUCAGUCACUGUUAUCGAUUUCUGAUGUUGAAAAGGUACAGCAUUCUCCCUCCUAAUGCAUUUCUUUAGACCGCACUUAGAAAAAUGAGGAAACAAGGAAAAUAUAGGGGUUACACCAGGGGUUUUCAAACUGCUUUGGAAUUUGUUAAGGCUGUGGAAUUUGUUAAAAAUUAAUUUCUUAUAACCCUUGAUCAAGAUGUAAUGCUCUAGUAAUAGAAAAUUGACUGAGUGUGUGUUAAUUUUUUUUGCCAUCAGUCAAAAACAGCAACAACAACAUGGAACACCAACAAGUUCUCACACAAAACCCAGUUGGACAAUCCUGCCUCUUACCUUACUUUUUCUUCUUCUGUUAAGAUCUGUUUUAUAUAGGAGUAGCCAUCAUACACAAGAGUGAAACUCAAACUCUGAAAACCCUCUUCCAUGCUAAGCAUAGAGGAGAAAUUUGUUUAGUUAAUUUUAGACUGUGACCAUCUAAUAUCUCUUA